Messenger RNA from Oreochromis niloticus (Nile tilapia), 4143 nucleotides. Its product is annotated as protein NLRC3. The record is from RefSeq and is a predicted model, not a curated record. Gene Ontology annotation, molecular function: metal ion binding. Lineage: Eukaryota; Metazoa; Chordata; Actinopteri; Cichliformes; Cichlidae. The transcript has 8 exons. The coding region runs from base 110 to 1948 and encodes 612 amino acids.
UUCAAACGUAAAGUGGACGAGAAGCUGUAAAACAAAGUGAAACCAGCGGGUGUUGCAGAGGUUUGUUGAACUUCCUGUCAACAGAGUUGUUGUUUACGAGUGCUUGAAGAUGAAUAAUUUGGAGGAAGAGGAGGAUGGAACAUCAUCUCUCAUGCCCAGCUGUAUGUCUAUGGCCAGUGACUGGUCCAAAGGUCGUCCUCCAAACUUCAGUAAUGACCCGGGACCCCCAGACACAAAAAAGAACGAGUAUGUGGAGAAGCCAAUGUCCUGCUGUGCUUCGUGUCAGGCUGUCGUGAAUGACCCAGUCUCUACCAUCUGUGGACACUUGUUCUGCAAACAGUGCAUCGACUUGUGCCCGGACUCUGAUUCAUCAAGAGACACUUGUCCCCUGUGUGGAAAAAAAUCCAGAACCAGUUCUGGACUUUGGACAGCCAGUAGGAACAGCUGUGUGCAAAUAGAUGAUGGUCUUCAGGAAGUUUUCGAUGAACAUAAAAUCUGUUUGAAGAUGCGAUGUCAAUCUGUGACUGAGGGAACUGAUAAAACAGGAGGUGGAACUCUCCUCAACGCAAUCUACACUGAGCUCUACAUCACAGAGGGACAGAGUGAAGACGUUAAUACUCAACAUGAAGUGAGGCAGCUGGAGACAGGUUCCAAGAUGAAGACCCUCCAUGAAAUUCCAAUUAAGUGUCAUGACAUCUUUAAAGCCUUAUCUGACAAAGUGAUAAGAGUGGUUCUGACGAAUGGUGUUGCUGGUGUUGGAAAAACAUUCUCAGUGCAGAAGUUCACUCUGGACUGGGCAGAGGGGUCAGAAAACCAAGAUAUCAGUGUGGUGACUCUGCUUUCAUUCAGGGAGCUGAACCUGAUCAGACAUGGGCAGUAUAGUCUCCUGGAGCUGCUCCAGGUUUUCCAUCCAACAUUACAGAAGGUCACAGCAGAGAAGCUCGCUGUCUGUAAACUUUUGUUCAUAUUUGAUGGUCUGGAUGAAAGCAGACUUUCAUUGGAUUUCACUAAGAGGGACGUCAUGUCUGAUGUCACACAGAAGUCAUCGGUCAAGAAUCUGCUGACAAACCUCAUUGAAGGUAAUCUGCUUCCUUCGGCUCUCAUCUGGAUAACUUCCCGACCAGCAGCAGCCAAUCAGAUCCCUCCUACAUGUGUUGACCGUGUCACUGAAGUGCGAGGUUUCACUGAUGCUCAGAAAGAGGAGUACUUUAAGAAGAGAUUCAGUAAUGAGGAGCUCUCCAGCAAAAUCAUCUCCCACAUCAAAUCAUCUCGGAGCCUCCACAUCAUGUGUGGAAUCCCAGUCUUCUGUUGGAUCACUGCUACAGUUGUGGAGUACAUGUUGACUGCAGGGCAGAGAGAAAUGCCCAAGACCAUGACCGACAUGUUUUCACACUUCCUGUUGGUACAAACAAAAAGGAAGAUUCAAAAGUACCAUAAGGGAGAAGAAGCAAGUCCACAAGAGCUGAUGGAGGCUGACAAGAAAGGUCUUUUAAAGCUCGGGAGGCUGGCGUUCGAACAUCUGGAAAAAGGAAACCUCAUGUUCUACCAAGAAGACCUGGAGCAGUAUGGUGUGGAUGUCACAGAGGCCUCGGUGAACUCAGGACUUUGUACAGAGAUUUUCAAAAGAGAGUGUGUGAUCUUCCAGAAACCAGUCUACUGCUUUGUUCAUCUGAGCAUUCAGGAGUUUCUGGCUGCCGUUUACAUGUUCCACUGUUUCACCAAUAAAAAUACUGAUGUUCUGCAGGACUUUAUAAAUAUAAAUUCUUUUCUUGAGAAAACCUCUAAUUGUUCCAUCCCAUCUCUGGAUGUUUUUCUGAGCAGAGCCAUGGAGAAAUCUUUGCAAAGUAAAAAUGGCCAUCUAGACCUGUUUGUUCGCUUCCUUCAUGGCCUUAGUCUGGAGUCCAACCACAGACUUUUAGGAAGCUUUACUGGGUCAUUUGCAAAAUAGUCCAGAAAUCAUCAAGAGAAUUAUAAACAACCUCAAGAAGAUGAACAGCGAUAAAAUCUCUCCUGACAGAAGCAUUAACAUUUUCCACUGUCUGAUGGAGAUGAAUGACCUCUCAGUACAUCAGGAGAUCCAAGAGUUCCUGAAGUCAGAGAACAGAUCAGAGAAGAGACUCUAUGAAAUCCACUGCUCGGCUCUGGCCUACAUGCUGCAAAUGUCAGAAAAAGUUCUGGAUGAAUUGGACCUGAACAAGUACAACACAUCAGGGGGGGGGCGACAGAGACUGAUCCCAGCUGUGAGGAACUGCAGAAAGGCUCUGUAAGUCUAAAGGCCCUUUCACAUAGGACGCGGCAUGCGCAGCGCUGUACUCCGAAACCCAUUCUUUUCUAUUGCACAAGAGUACUCGCACAUGCUGUGGUCAAAGUUCUAUCCAGCUGAACUUUAACUGCUGUACGCUGUGACGUACCUUUGCGCAACCAAGAGAAACGAAGCCUACAGUCACGCUAACCACAACCACAGAAUGAACGAGGAACUCUAUGACACGUUUACAUACAUAUAUAGGGACCUCCUGGAGCCCUUGAACUUUCUGACUGUGGAAUUUCAAAGACUCACUGUGAAGUCUUGGCCUCAGCCCUGAAGUCCAAUCCCUCCCAUCUGAUAGUUAGAUCUGACCUUCAAUGAGCUGGAGGACUCGGGACUGAAGCUGCUCUCUGCAGGACUGGAGAGUCCAAACUGCAGAUUGAAGACCCUGAAACUGUGGCACUGUGGAUUGUCAGAGAUUAGCUGUGCUUCUCUGAGCUCAGCUCUGAAGUCCAACCCCUCCCAUUUGAGACAUCUGGAUCUGAGUUACAACAAGCUGGAGGAUUCUGGAGUAAAGCAGUUGUGUGGUUUUCUGGAGAGUCGACCCUGUAAACUGGAAACUCUGAGACUAAGGGAGUGCUCUUUGUCAAAGGCCAGUUGUACUUUUCUGGGCUCAGCGCUGAAGUUAAACACCUGCCACCUGAGAGAGCUGGACCUGAGUAGAAAUGGCCUGCAGGAUUCAGAUAUGAUUCAGCUGGUGAAUCUUGUGAAUAAUUCAAAUUACAGACUGGAGAAUCUGUGCUGGAGCGACUUGUCGGUAACAGUUGUCUGCUGAGCUUUGACGAGCUCUGCCCUGAUGAUCUGGAGAGUUUUAAACAGCAGCAGGAAUUUGUGCAUAAGCAUUUGUUGACUCAGGCCAUGGAGUCAAAAGAAAAACUUCAUCCGGCAGUGGCUUCUAAAGGAAUCAAAAGAAGUGCAAAUGACUGUGUUUCAGUGUGAACUGCCCUAAAAAGUGCAGACUCAAUAAGAAUUAUUCACAGACAUUAUGCAAACACAUAUAUGUGCUUAAACUGUGCAUAUGAGUAUUUCUCCUGCUAAUCUGGGAUUCUGUUCCUGAACUUGCUUGUAAUGAGCAGGCAUAUUUACAACUACGUCAGACUAUGUGUCUAUACAAAAGAUGAACUGUCUUAGAAAGUAUAUUUAAUAUUUGUCUGUUAAGAAUGUAUUUGAAUUGGAGUCCAUCCUUACUGGAAGUUGUCAGUUACACUCAUUUCUCGAUGAUGUCCUGGUUAUGGAUGAUGGACUGGUUGGUCCUUGUUCUGGACCUGCUUACUUCUUUCCUUCUGGUUUGCUAUGCUUUAACACUUUUAAAUGUCAAACUUUUCUUUUAAGCUUGAGCCACAGCCUUUGUCUCAGAGAAUACAACAUUAACCAGUUUAAGCAAUAUAUUAUAUAUACUGUAAGUCAGUGAAUCCUGAUGAAUAUACCAUCAUCCCUGUGUUUUAUAUACGUGAUAGAGUAUAAAAAAGCGUAUCAGCACUGCUCUUCUGAUUACUUCUUAUGUUGACACAAGGUUUAUAGUCAUUUGGACGGCACAGACUACUGAAAUCAGUAGAGUAGGCUUUGAUUUUCUGUAAUUUUUCUGUGUUGGAGCGCCACACUGUGGCAUAAUUGAGAACUGUAGUUAAUGUUUACACAGUAACUUGCAGCUCGAUGUAAGAUUGUUAAAGACUGCUUGCAUGCACAGUUUCAUUACUGUCAGUGGAUUAGGUUCUUGUUUAGUCUUUCAGUAGUUAAUCUUUCUGAAUGUAAAGUAUUUGUUGGACGCAUAAAAAUGUGAAGGAAAGCUGCUGACUAAAUUCUUGUCAAGAAAGUUUAAUAAACCUCUAUGAGCUCAA